Pteronotus mesoamericanus is the source of this 4389-nucleotide messenger RNA. RefSeq names its product FA complementation group A (gene FANCA). The transcript has 43 exons. NCBI's taxonomy places the organism in Eukaryota, Metazoa, Chordata, Mammalia, Chiroptera, Mormoopidae. The record is from RefSeq and is a predicted model, not a curated record. Gene Ontology annotation, cellular component: Fanconi anaemia nuclear complex. Bases 1 to 4389 code for a protein of 1462 amino acids. Gene Ontology annotation, biological process: regulation of regulatory T cell differentiation; interstrand cross-link repair.
AUGUCGGACUCCAGCCCCUUGGACUCCUUCUCAAGCCCCGGGCCCGGGGGCCGCAGGAGGACGUGGGCCGAGCUGCUGGCGGGCAGGGCCAGGAGGCAGAAGCCCGGCGCGGAGCAGGGAGAGCACCUCCGCGCGGCCGCCGUGCGGCUCCUGAGACGCCACCUGAACCUGGGCCCCCUUCUGCUGGAGGGGGGAGGCCCGCCGCCUGCGAAGCUGCGUCCCGGCGCCUGGCCGGACCUGCGGACGGACGGCGGUGACCUCGGCGCGCUCGUCGGCUCUGCUUUGCGGGACCAGGCCUCGCGGCUGGGGGUCCCAGUGGCGGUCCUGUCCAGCCAGACGGUGGCGUCCGGCUUCGUGCAGAUCUGUGAGGCGCCCGCCGAGCCCUCGCGCGCGGUGCUGCUGGGCCCGGAGCAGAGGGAGAAACUGUCUUCCUUGUUAGAGAUCGCUGGGCAUUUAUUGGAACACAGUAUGUUCUCCCGCCUCUCCUUCUGCCGAGAACUCUGGAAAGCGCAGGAUUCUUUGUUGCUGGAAGCUGUGUGGCGUCUUCACGUGCAGAACAUUGUGAGCCUCCAAGAGCUGCUGGAAAGCACCGAGGACACGCAGGUGGUGGUGGCGUGGCUUGUCAGGAACCUGCGCUGCCUGUGUGAGCAGAUGGAGGAGUCCGGUCCGCACGCCGCCGUCGCCAGGGCCAUGCUCUCCGAUUUUGUGCAGAUGUUUGUUUUGAGGGGAUUUCAGAAAGACUCGGGUCCGAGAAGAAAUGCGGAGGCUGAGCGGACGCCCCAGGUGGCCGUGGCCGUGCUGCGGAGGAUGCUGCUGCUGGCACUUGAAGCCUUGGCUGCCGGCGUGCAGGAGGGGUCCUUGGCGCACAAGGCCGCACAGUGCUGGUUCAGUGGGUUCAGCGGACACACGUUUCGCAGCAUAAUUUCGACAGGUUCUCCCAGGAGGUUUUCCAGGCACACGCUGACGCAGGUACUCACACACCAGCCGGUGCUGAAAGUCUCCGAUGCUGUUCACAUGCAGAGGGGGUGGAGCUUCGCAAGGACCCACCCUCUGCUCACUGGCCUGUAUCGCAGGCUCUUCGUGCUCCUGAGUCCCGAGGAGCUGGUGGGCCACUUGCAGGAAGUCCUGGAGGCGCACGAGGUGAACUGGCAGCAUGUGCUGUCCUGCGUGUCCACAGUGGUGGUCUGCCUCCCGGGAGCACGACAGCUGGUGACCGACUGGGUGGCCCGUUUGCUGACCCGUGCGUUCGAGCGCUUUGACCUGGACAGCAUGGUGGUCGUGUCCCUGGUUGUGCGCCAGGCCGCGCUGGAGGGCCCCUCCGUGUUCCCGCCCUACGCAGACUGGUUCCAGGCCUCCUUCGGGAGCAUGAGGGGUCCCCACUGCAGCAGCAAGAAGGCGCUGGUCUUCCUCUUCAAGUUUCUGUCCGACCUCGUGCCCUUCGAGGCCCCCCGGUACCUGCAGGUGCACAUCCUCCACCCGCCCCUGGUUCCCAGCAAGUACCGCUCCCUCCUCACAGACUACAUCUCGCUGGCCAAGACGCGGCUGGCUGACCUGAAGGUUUCUGUGGAAAACAUGGGGCUCUAUGAGGAUUUGUCUUCAGCUGGGGACAUCAUAGAGCCCCAGAGCCAGGCGGCCCAGGACGUGCAGAAAGCCAUCCAAGUAUUUGAACACACAGGGAAAAUUCCUGUUGCUGUCAUGGAGGCCAGCAUAUUCCGGAGGCCCUACUAUGUGUCUCACUUCCUGUCAGCCCUGCUCACACCUCGAGUGCUGCCGAGCACCCCUGACUCCCGAGUGGCCUUCAUCGAGUCCCUGAGGAGAGCAGAUAAAAUACCCCUGUCUCUGUACACCGCCUACUGCCAAGCCUGCGCUGCUGCUGACAAGGAGGAGCCGGCAGAUGCAGCCCUGGGAGUGAAGGUGGACCCCAGCCGUGUGGAAGGCUCCCUGGCACGGCUCACAGCUGCACUCAGAGACCUCAGAGCCGCCAUGGCCGACCCCACCCAGCACGAUGUUCUCUCUGCUCAGGUUGCGGUGGUUUCAGAGCGUCUGCGCGUGGCCCUGGGCCUCAGCGAAGACGACGGCAGCUCCGAGGCGGUGGAGCUCCAGCUCGGUGUCCGCGCUCCCAGGCCGGAGCAGCGGGAACAGCAGGUUGUGGAUCUCCUGCUGACGACGUUUUGUCAGAGCCUAAUGGCAGCCUCCAGCUUGGCCCCACCAGACAGGCAGGGCUCCUGGGCCGCCCGCUUUGUGAUGGCCACGUGUGGACGCGCACUCCUCCCUGCAGUGCUCGCCAGGCUCCGCCAGCUUCUCUGUCACCAGGGCCCGGGCCUGCGCGCUUCACACGUGCUGGGGCUGGCUGCCCUGGCCGUCCACCUCGGCGAGUCCCAGUCUGUGCUCCUGGAGGUUCCUGGGGGCCCUCCCGCCCCCGCCAGGGGCCUCUCCAUCCCCGAGUUCUUCGACAGUCUCCUGACGUGCGCGUCCAAGGAUGCCUUGCUCUUCUGCCUCAAAUUUUGUACUGCAGCAAUUUCUUACUCUCUGUGCAAGUUUUCUUCGCAGCCACGUGACGCUUGGUACAGCCGCUUGUCCCCGGGCCUUAUUAAAAAGUUUCAUUUUGUUGUGCUCAGGUUGUUCUCAGAAGCCCGAGACGCGCUCUCUGCGGAGGACACAGCCCGAGACCCUCUCUCUGAAGAGGACACAGCCAACCUUCCCUGGAGGCCCUUGUGCCUGCCCCCGGCCGACUGGCAGCGAGCCGCCCUCUGUCUGUGGAGACAUAAGGCCUUCCAGGAGCUGCUGAAGGAGGAGGAGUUUCGUUUCACUUACAGAGACUGGGUGUGGCUGGAGCUGGAGGUUCACCCUGAAGCGGAUUCUCUUUCCGAUGCAGAAAGGCGAGACUUCCACCAGUGGGCCAUCCGCGAGCACUUCCUGCCCGCGCCCUCCACCGCGGGGGGCUGUGACGGAGACCUGGAGACCGCGUGCACCGUCCUUGUCAACGGGCUGGUGGACUUCUGCCAAAGUUCAAGGAGUUACGAUCACACAGAGAAUUCCGAUUUGGUUCUGGGCGGCUACACGGGAAACCGGGACCUCCUUUCAAGGCUGCAGGAGAUGGCUGCUGACCUGGAGCAGAGCCCAGCCGAGCCCCACGGCCCCGCUGCCUCCCGGGGACACUUCCUCUUCCGGGUUUUCCACCGACGGCUCCAGGCCCUGGCAGGCGGGUGGGACUUGGCCUCCCUCCUUCAGAGACAGCGGGAGCUGCUCCUGUACAAAUGGGUCCUCCUCAGCCUCCCUUCGUCUGUCAUGGUCGGCAGCCCCCGGGUGGAACUUCCGGCCGCCCCCGACUGCACUGAGUUCUUCCAGUUGGUCAACUCUGAGCUGAGAAACUUCUCCCACGGAGGCGCACUGACGCAUGACAUCACCGUCCACUUCUUCAGGGGGGUCCUCAGCGCCUGCUCACGAAGCAAAGACCCCUCCCUGGCAGUGGAUCUGACCCUGACGGCCUGCCAGACCGAGUGUCCCUUGGCCCUGACCUCCGCCCUGCUGUGGUGGCCACGCUUGGAGCCCGAGCUGCGCAGUCGGUGGCGGCGUUUCCAGAGCCCGUUGCCCCGGGAGCUGCAGAGGCUGCGUGAGGCCUGGCAGUUUGCCAGCAGCUUCCUGUCCCCCGACACCAUGCCCCCUGACACCGUGCCCACCGCUGCCGGCCCAGCCUGGGUGUCCGCUGCUGCGCUGCACUUCGCAAUUCAGCGAGCCGGGAAGGGGAGCCCAAGGCGGGCCCUGGAGAGGCUGCACAGCCCCCAGGAGGAGCUGCUGCGCGUCCUGUUCUUCUUGUCCUUGUUGGGCCUGCUGUCGUCGCGUCUGACCCCACAGGCUGCCGACUCCCUGACGGCUUUGGACGUUUGUGCCGAGACCCUGCGGUGUUUGGAGAAGAGGAAGGUGUCCUGGCUGUCACUCUUUCAGUUGACAGAGACAGAUGCCGGCCUGGGGCACGUCCUCCUCCGCCUGGCCUCGGACCAGCUCAUCAGGUUGCUGCCCGUCGCCUUCUACAGCCUCCUCUCCUACUUCGAUGAAGACACGCUCAUUCAGGACACCGCCUUCCUGCAUGUUGCUGUAGACAUGUAUCUCAAGUUGCUCCGCCUCUUCGUAACCGGGGAGACGGGUUCACUCUCCACUCCAGCCAGGGACCAGGAGGUCCGGGACCAGGGUGAUGCUGUCAGCCUGGUAACAAGAGCUCGGCUUUUUCUGCUGCAGUCAGUGCCUCGGUGUCCCACACAGAGCUUCUCACACAUGGCUGAGCUCCUGGCCUCUCAUGGAGGCUGCGACCCGGAACUGAGUGCCGCCCUCCUGAGCAGGCAGCAGGCCGCACCUGGCACCGGCCCCUCCCAGGAGCUCCACCUCUUCUGA